Molecule: messenger RNA, 708 nt
Organism: Pelodiscus sinensis (Chinese soft-shelled turtle)
Lineage: Eukaryota; Metazoa; Chordata; Testudines; Trionychidae
Source: RefSeq, a predicted model, not a curated record
UUCGUGAAACCCUUCUGAGCAGUUCCCUCUUGCAGUUCAACCAGCUGCACCCCGUUGUCAGAGCAAAUUACUGAUGUAGAUAAGGCGAAAGGGAGCAAAAGUUUAACCACAGAAAAGGCCACUCUGGUCGGGGCAUUGAGCAAUAUUCAGUGCGUGAAAAGUGACAUCAGUUGGGAAGUGAAAAUAGACGCUGGUGUCGGCAAUGAAUGUUUUUUCCCUCAAGCCUCUGAGAAGCUUGAAGAAAGACGGUUCUCUGCCUUCUCUCCAGUUCCCCCCAUGGCUCCUUGUCUCCUCUCGGAGUGGAUCCUAAUGGUCCUCGCUACAGAUCUCACGGCAUCAGGCUCCCCGGUGAGAGGACUGGUGGGUCAGAACGUCACGCUGCCCUGCCGAUACCGAGUUGAUCGUGAAAGUGACAUCACAAGCAUGUGCUGGGGCCGGGGCAGCUGCCCUUCUUCCACGUGUGCUCAGCCCAUCCUCUGGACAGAUGGACGGGGGGUAACGUGGCGUCAGUCCAACAGAUACCAGUUAGAGGGGGACCUCACGCGGGGGGACGUGUCCCUGACCAUAGUGAAUGCGGCGGAAGCAGACGAAGGGCUGUAUUGCUGCCGUGUGGAGAUCCCCGGUUGGUUCAAUGAUGAGAAGAGCCACCUGGAAGUUGUGAUUGAGAGAGGUGAGCAGAGUCUGUCUCUUUGUCUCUUCGGAGGGUAA